Acanthoscelides obtectus is the source of this 2031-nucleotide messenger RNA. The record is from the annotation of a GenBank genome assembly. Lineage: Eukaryota; Metazoa; Arthropoda; Insecta; Coleoptera; Chrysomelidae.
AUCAAAUAACAAGCAUCUCAAGAAUGUUCGCCGUACUGUUUUUAUUCUCGCUAGAGCUUCCUCUGUUCACGUUCGCAAACAGCAAUUGUAGCAGGGUUAUUACUGACAAAGAGUUCGCUUUACGCUUUCCAAACAACUCAGCCUCUAAUGAGACUUGUAAGUUCAGAUUUGAGGGACCGAAUUGUCCGACUUACUACACUUUGGAUUUCGAGGAAUUCAAGCUCAAAGACUCCGCUAAUUGUAGCGAGGAGAAACUUGAAGUGAACGGAGUCGCAGUUUGCGGGACAGUGCAUGGUAUAACGAGAUAUUUUGCUGGUAAUGGGGCGCUUAUCUUGCAGCUUAAAAUCAGGAAUGACUCGACCGUGAAAGUUUUCGUGAAAAGAUCGGAUUGUGAUGUUGGAUUGAAGACGAGGUUCAAAGACGUCGAGGAAACAACGAAAACGGAUGUGUUAGUAGACAUCCAAAAACUACAACUGGUAAACGAACGUACUGAAAUCUUAGACGACGACAGCGAUCCUGAAAUCAGACCAGCCAUCAUCAAAAGCAUCUAUUUCUUCGCCGCGCCUGAAGAUUCGGAUCCUGAAGUCAUUCCAAGAAUUCAUCAUACACAAAAAGAAACAUUGAAUCCAAGGUACGAUAAAUUCGAGUGCAACCAAAAUGGGAAUUAUUCUCCUUAUAGCGAGAAAUGCAGAAACAGUGCCAGAAGUAAUACCGGCGAGGGAUGUAUAGAAUUAGAUUAUUUGAGGGGAUACUUCAAGAGCCCCGGAUAUCCAUUUUACUAUCCUGGGAAUCUGAAUGUGUGCUACAGGUUCCGCGUCCAGCCUGGAUAUUGUGCCGUUCGAAUUUUCAUGAACGAUUUCCAGAUCGAGGACAGUUUCAGAUGCUCCAAGGAUUAUUUUCUGAUCCCCGGAGAUUAUUUCAAGUACUGUGGCGUGGAUCUGUUCGGGAAGACUGUAACACUGGACUUAACCGCAACGCAAUACGCAGUCAUCCGAUUCGUGUCGGAUUCGUUUUGGUGCGGCCGGGGAUUCACCGGUCUGUUCGAGCAGAUUGCCUGUCAACAGCCAUACAACCCAAUUAAUCCGACCACUGAAAUCGCCCCCACCCCUUUUCCCACGCCCAUUCCCAGGGAAAAGCCUACAUCUUGCGAUGCAGUCAUCAGGGAGAAGAGGUUCUCGAUACGAGUGGACGGCCGCUUUGACAUGUGUCACUUUAGACUUUUCAAAUCGUCCGAGGAGGUAUGCAAAUUCCGACUGUUUUUCCGAUACUUCAAUACCGACUGCCAAGGAGACACCCUCAUUAUUAACGGAAGGAAUUAUUGCGGAAAUCUAACGGGACAGACUGUUACAGUGCCAGUAAAUAUCUACAACCAAAAUGAUGUGAAGGACAUAACCUACAAAUCGACAAGGAGGACUUCAUACAGCUUCAAGGAAGACUUUAUUAUUAUAGACGGAGAGCAGCUUUCAGAUGACUGUUCAAUUGUAGAACCUGAGGUCCCCGCUCAAAGGUUACUUGAAAGGCCCAACAGGAAUGACAGUAUUACUACAGGAGCUAGAAGAAAAGUUUAAUCUGAGCCAUACGACCAUUGUAGAUACAAAACACGAAACGCAGAAAGACAUAGGUGACAUAACUGCUGCGAAAAAACUCACAAAUCCUCAUAACGUUGAAACCAGGCAUCUUAGGAGCAUGCGCUAGAUAUAGGCAAAAUAUUAUUGGCAUUUGUGUCUGAUCUAAGGAUGAACUGGACGAUUGCCAAGACAAAAAUAGUACAGUAUUCUUAGUAUUAAAUCCAUGAUAAACAAGACCUUUUGUUAUUGUUCCAUGAGAGCUACACCUCCAUAACCCACAAUGACUGGACUAAAUACCAGCUAGCCCUCCCUUUUGUUAUUCCAGGAACACAGGCUAACGUGAUAUACAUGUCACAUGAUAUGCUACACGACCAUUGGCGUAACGUGGAGAAGCUAUGAAAGUACUUCUUUCAAAAUGGUAUGGAGCAGGUUUGUGCUGAAAUAGUGUUGAAUAAUCUAAAAA